Zalophus californianus (California sea lion) is the source of this 806-nucleotide messenger RNA. RefSeq names its product artemin (gene ARTN). Gene Ontology annotation, molecular function: glial cell-derived neurotrophic factor receptor binding; growth factor activity; receptor tyrosine kinase binding. The record is from RefSeq and is a predicted model, not a curated record. Lineage: Eukaryota; Metazoa; Chordata; Mammalia; Carnivora; Otariidae.
AGCAGAGCACACCUGGCCCUGGAGGAGCACACCGGGGAGGCCUGGGGAGGUCUGGUCCACAGAAAUGGAGCCCGGAUGUGGAAGCCCUUCUGUGCUGCCCCACUGGCCCCAGCCUAAGCGGCAGCCUGCCCUGUGGCCAACCCUGGCCGCUCUGGCCCUGCUGAGCAGCGUCGCCGAGGCCUCCCUGGGCCCCGCGCCCCGCAUUCCCGCCCCGCGCCUCAGCCCCGCUCCGGCCCCGGCGCCCCCCACCGGCCACCCGCCGGGGGGCCGCGCGGGCCGCACGUGCGGCGGAAGAGCCCGGCGGCCGCCGCACCCGCCCCGGCCCGCGCCCCAGCCGCCCGCGCCCUCGCCCGCGCCGCCCCGCGGGGGCCGCGCGGCGCGAGCCGGGGGCCUGGACGGCCGCGCGAGCCGGGGGAGCCGCGCGCGGACGGAGGGGGCGCGGGGCUGCCGCCUGCGCUCGCAGCUGGUGCCGGUGCGCGCGCUCGGCCUGGGCCACAGCUCCGACGAGCUGGUGCGUUUCCGCUUCUGCAGCGGCUCCUGCCGCCGCGCGCGCUCCCCGCACGACCUCAGCCUGGCCAGCCUGCUGGGCGCCGGGGCCCUGCGGCCGCCCCCGGGCUCGCGGCCGGUCAGCCAGCCGUGCUGCCGCCCCACGCGCUACGAGGCGGUCUCCUUCAUGGACGUCAACAGCACCUGGAGGACCGUGGACCGCCUGUCGGCCACUGCCUGCGGCUGUCUGGGCUGAAACCUCGCUCCAGGGCUUGCCGGACUGCACCCUUCCCCGCGGCUCCUCGCACCGCGGGGCCCUC